AUGCGUGCCGAGUUCAGUCGCACAUCGAAGACGCCCACUGAGGAUAUCAACACGUCAAGAUGUACGUGCAUCGAUCUCGUAUUCACCAACGUCCCAUACAUGGUGCGAGAUGUGAUGUAUGUUCUCACCUACUACUCGAAUCACAAGGUCAAGAUAGCAUCUAUGUACCCCGACCACGGUUGCACGCGGCGGGACAGCGACAUCAACAAGAAGUGUCUUGGCGACCACAACCGUUGGGCGUACGGCUUUCUAUGUUUCGUGGCCGUAUGCGCGCUGGUCGCGGGACUCCUGGUCUACUACCUCUUCACGGACGCGCUCGGCGAGUCCACUCGACCUGAGUACAUCGGAAGCCUCGGCUGCCACAACUGCUUGACACCCGGAGGGCCUCUCACCGAAACGCUCGACGCUAGUGUCAACCCGUGCGACGACUUCAAGGCAUACGUGACGUCCCGCUGGCUGCCGGACCCGCACAGCGACGCGUCCGAGCACUGGAAAUACAAGUGGCACGUCAAGUACAUCUGGACGCGCGCGGCGACCAAGGAGAUCAAAGGCCCACACUUCGCCUCGCCGCCGGAGAGCAUAGUGGCGUCGUCCUUCAGGGCCUGCGAAAGCCGGUCCGCCGAGAACGCACUCGAGACUCGCGCCAUGUUCAAGAUGUUGUUGCGAAACCUCAGCAUUCCAUGGCCCGAGCUGCCCACGGGAGACACGGACCCGUUCGACGUCCAUUUCAGCGUCUGCGUUCGGUGGAACAUCCCCCUUUGGUUCGACGUCAGGGUCCUUCCGGAAGACGCCCUUAAAAGCAGACGUGCGGUCUACAUCGGGCCGAGCGUGUAUGCCAAGUUCUGGGGCAGCCAGUACAGGUCGAUGGCUAGCGAAGCCACGAUACGCCAGUACGUCGGCCAGUACCUCCUCUACUUCGACGAGGAGUACGGGCAAAACACAUCGUUGACCUUCGACUCCUACUUGACGUUCAACUUCACGCGACACGUGACGUUCAUGCUGGAGGCCGUUCACAAAAACGCGGGCCCUGAGUUCCACACCUUCGAGUCGCUGGCGAACGCCUUUGGUCAGCGUCCCGAUCACUUUCUCAGCCUAAUGAACAAGCAUUUUCGGCCUCAAAAACCCUUCGAGCCAGGCGAUGCGGCCAUUGUCAAGAAAAAAGGCACCACCGAAGUCGUGAGCUACAUCACGGCCAACUACGAUUCCACGCUGCUCCGUAGUCACAUGGGCUGGUGGGUGCUCCAAAUCUACGCGCCCAUCGCCGACGCCAGCUUUUUCGUCCAAAAGUACGGCAGCAAAGAACUGGCUGAUCUUCUCAGACCGCUAUUCUGCGAGACCCAGAUGGAGAGUUCCUUCAAGAUUCUGAUUUUCUCCAAGCAUGUCGCCCUCAACUUUCCCCGAAAGGUGAGACAGCAGGUCGACGAAAUUUUCCACAACAUUCGUGAAGAGACGGCUGCCCUGUUCGAGAAGUCGGGCUCACUCGCCGGCGCGAACGUCGGGCGCAGAUUGCGAGGCAUGAGGGUCAACUUGUGGCCGAAGCACGAAUACCGCUCCAGAGAGAAGCUUCAGCGCAUCUAUGCCUCGCACAACACGACUAAGGCGACGUCACUCGAACAUUGGAUCACUGAGCGGCGAGCCAACGCGAAGCUGAUCGGAAGCGACGCCUACUUCGAAGACAAGAGGCUGCCUCACUCAUUCUCUAAGGAACCGAUCUAUUACGAUUCGCUUCUCAACGAAGUCACAGUGUCGAUGUUGCUGGCACACGAGCCUUUCUUCUAUCCCGGCGGCGACGCUGCCGUCAACUACGGAGGUUUGGGAGCCGCCUUCUCUUCUGCGUUGCUGGCGGGAGGGCUUGAAAUAGAAACAGCGGAACCAGAAGCCAAUCUGGAGGAGGCCACUGGCAAUGAAAGCCUGCCGACAACGCGCAAAGCCACCUCCUUAUUCAUGCCUAUUAACCCUCUCUCGAAGACCGCAGCGCAGGGCUUCCUUCCGGCCUUUCGCGCCUUCCAGCUCUCAAGGACCAUCCUAGCGAAUGUCCGCCCAUUCGCUCCAGAAAUGUUGUUCUUCAUCAACUACUGUCACAGUCAGAGCAGGGUACGGAUUUCUUUCGACUGCAACGCGGCGCUUCGAGGGGCCACCAACUUCGUGUCAGCGUUUCACUGUGAGAAGGGUUCCCGCAUGAACCCCUGA
Messenger RNA from Dermacentor silvarum, 2190 nucleotides. RefSeq lists its product as uncharacterized. Gene Ontology annotation, cellular component: plasma membrane. The record is from RefSeq and is a predicted model, not a curated record. Lineage: Eukaryota; Metazoa; Arthropoda; Arachnida; Ixodida; Ixodidae. The coding region runs from base 1 to 2190 and encodes 729 amino acids. Gene Ontology annotation, biological process: protein processing. The transcript has 2 exons. Gene Ontology annotation, molecular function: metalloendopeptidase activity.